Messenger RNA from Cajanus cajan (pigeon pea), 2072 nucleotides. RefSeq lists its product as uncharacterized. The record is from RefSeq and is a predicted model, not a curated record. Lineage: Eukaryota; Viridiplantae; Streptophyta; Magnoliopsida; Fabales; Fabaceae. Gene Ontology annotation, molecular function: exopolyphosphatase activity. Gene Ontology annotation, cellular component: cytoplasm.
CAAAACAACCACACUGAAUCGGAAUGGAGCGAAGGUCCACCAGAGAAAGCAAAGGCUCCCUAAGCCUACAGAAAAAGAUGGCCGAGACACGGCGCAAGGAAAAACCCGCGCCGGACCUCACCGAUUUCAUGAACGACAUGUUUUUCGGGGCAGCAGACAUGGAACACAGAGCCUACAACCUCACCGGCGGCGGAGGCGCCGCGGUGGACGACGACGACGACGACGAAGGGUUCGACGACAGCACGAGAAGCAACAGCGCAAGGUUGACGCAAGAGUGGUUACAAGAGGCGCGACGAAUCGUCGCUUCCUCUCCCUUACGCUGCGACUCCCCCGGUCGCCGCGUAGGGUCCCCGAGGUUCGCCGCCGCACAACCAGGCUCACCCCAACCCUCCUCCGACCGAAGAGACUCUCUCUCUAGAACUAGGUCUGCCCGAAGAUACAGAGCAGGGGAAGGGAUUAGUGAUGAGAUACUAUCGAAAACAGCGAAACAUACCCGUAACAAGUCCGAGUCUGAUACAUUUGUUAAUCCUUCAUCUGAUGGGGAUGGAUCCCCUGCAGCGGCGGUGCACAACUGGUUCACUAAAAUUCUCAAUCCCAACACGCCAGUCACGCCACCAGCUCCUUCUCCUGAGUCUGAUUCUACUCUUUUAUCUUCUCUCCCGCCACGUCAGCCUCAUCCUCGAAAGUCGCGCUUCCAGACCGACCCGCAGGGGAUCCCACCUCCUAAUUCCAGGCGAACCUUCAAGAGUUCCGCGGCGGAGAAUCCGACGGAGGGUUGCGGCGGCCCUCUGUCGCCGCCCAGGAACCUGGUGGAGUCGGCUCAGCGGAGGACGUUGUUGUCUUCGACGUGCUCGCGGGAGCGGAUUGCGCCGAGGCAUGUGGUUGCGAAGGGAGAGGAAGUGUGCCUGAACGGGUUCCUCAAAGAGCAGAGGGCUUUGUUGCAGAAAAUAUCGAGCGGGGAGCUCCGUGCGAAGGCGCAAUUGGUGCUUUCUGGGCCUUCUAACAGCACGGCGUCGAUGGUGGCUGCCAUUUGCCACGCGUGGCUCUUGGGUUAUAGGCAGAGAGAGAAGGAGGGUGGAAGCGUGGUGGUGCCUGUCAUGAAUGUCAAGCGAGCCUCCAUGUGGAAGCUGAUGCAGGCUGCGUGGCUCUUUCACCAUUCUGGUCUUGAUUCCACUGCAUUGCUUUUCACUGAUGAGGUGGACAUGGAAAGACUUUUGAUGACCGGCCAACUGAGUGUCCUCGUGGUUGGACAAGAUGUCUUCUGCACUACUGGCGAGGUUGGAUCCCAAUGCACAGUUAUUACCGAUAAUUACUGUGAGGAUGCCUAUGAUUUACUUCAAAACCCUGUGCUGAAGAAACUACUGCUUGCUGGUAUUCUGUUAGACACACAGAAUCUAAAAUCAUCUGCGGCAAUAUCGAUGACAAGAGAUGCAGAGGCAGUCCAGUUGUUAUUGGUUGGCUCAGCCCCAAAUUACAGAUAUGCUUUAUUUGAUCAAUUGAUGCAAGACCAGAAAACUGCUUCUUUUGUCGAAGCUUUGAACCAUAACUAUGGGAAAUCUCCUGAUGAAAGUGACCAAAACAUUGAAGGAAAUAAGGAGUAUAAAGUUCGCGAGAGAAAGUCAAGUUCUACAUCUGACCGUGAACCCACCAUGUCUAGUUCAAAAACAAAUUCCUUCGACACAAGAAGUUCUAAAGCUAGCAAGGUUUCACCAAAUCCAGUCAAACUUGUAACGCCACCUUUGCUAUCUCCUACCCCAGCACCAGCACCACAACAGGCAGAAAAGGACGCCUCUCGUGGGAAAAACAAGUUCUUCUUGGCAAGGUGGUUUGGUUUUGGUUCAAAAUGAAUAGAUUUCCUCCAUGUAUGCCAUUGGCAACUUAAUUUUUGCAAAAUUCAAAACAAAAUAAUCAGGUCAGAAGCCCCUAAGAGAUUUUUCCUUUUUAUUUCAUUGAUGUAAGAAAAUCUCUAAUAGUGUACCUAAAGGUGAAGGUUCCUAACUCAUUUUUAAUGGGUUCUAUCAUUUUUUUUAACAAUUUUCUAUUGUAAGUAUUCAAUCAUAAAACAAUUUCAA